AUGUCACCAUCACCAAAAACGCCUGAAGAAAAAAAAUUACCAGAUGAUGAUGAUAAUGCUUCAAACGAGGAAUUAUCUCAUCCACAAUUUCAUAUGCAUCAUGAAUAUAAUGCUUCAUCUGAUGAAUCAGCAGCAAAUUCUGAUGCUGAUGAACAUGAUCAUAAUAUAGAUUCAAAUGGUUAUUGUUUAUUACCACAAGAAUCUGUUAUAAAUCAACAAGAAAAACAAUAUGAUAAUGAUGAUGAUGAUGAAAAUGGUGACGAUGAUGAUGAAUUUCUUCGUUUUGCUACACUUCGAGUGCUUUCAACAACUGAUGAAAAUCGAACUUUACAAAUAUUAAAUCCAACAAUAGAAUCAGUUUGGACAUCAAAGGUCGAAUGUGAAUCAUUUCCUGUUGAUGAUGAUAAAGCUAAUUAUAUAAAAAAUCUUAUGUCGUCAAUAAAAUUACCUGAAUCAAGCAUACCAGCAUGGGCGCAAUUUUGUACUGAGCAAGAUUGGCAAGAAAAAUUACGAGAAAAAAUUACAUGCCGACAAACAACUUUUUUUCCUAACGAAAAACAAUAA
Messenger RNA from Adineta steineri, 564 nucleotides. NCBI's taxonomy places the organism in Eukaryota, Metazoa, Rotifera, Eurotatoria, Adinetida, Adinetidae. The record is from the annotation of a GenBank genome assembly.